Messenger RNA from Onychomys torridus (southern grasshopper mouse), 3234 nucleotides. Its product is annotated as leukocyte immunoglobulin-like receptor subfamily B member 2. The record is from RefSeq and is a predicted model, not a curated record. The transcript is spliced from 22 exons. Bases 37 to 3234 code for a protein of 1065 amino acids. NCBI's taxonomy places the organism in Eukaryota, Metazoa, Chordata, Mammalia, Rodentia, Cricetidae.
UGCUGUUUGUGUGGAGAUCUGGCAUGAGGCUCUGCCAUGGGCCUUGGAACUGCUCUUCUUGGACUUGGGUUUUUAAUGGCACAGAACAUUCGGGCACAGUAUGGGCCACCACCCCAGCCUUCCCUCUGGGCAGUUCCAGGAGCUGUGAUUUCCACAGGAAGUGCUGUGACCAUCUUCUGUAGAACCCCUCCAGGGAUGACCAGAGUGCGUCUAAGCCAUUAUGUACCCAAUGGAAAGUGGUUUGAUUGCACCCCACAGGGAGCCCAGGAGGUGUUUGAAUUCAUUCUGCAGAAUAUGACACACAGCAAUGCUGGGAUUUACUACUGUAGCUACUCCAAGGGAGGUCUAUGGUCACAAAUUGGUGACAAACUGGAGCUGGUGGUGACAGGUGUUUAUAAGAUGAAGCCAUCUCUUAUUGUUGUCUCAGGACCUCAGGGAUUCUCAGAAAUUGGUGCAACUCUCCUCUGUCACACACAUGAUUCCUUUAAUAUCUUCAUCUUCUGCAGAGAUGGAAAUGCUUCCUUUCCCCAGAACUGUUCACAGCAGGACCACAACACAUUCCUCAUCUCCCCUGUGAGCCUGGAGCACAUGAGGACCUACAGAUGCUUUGGCUCUUACAAACAAAAUGCCUACUUGUGGUCACUGCCUAGUGACCCCCUUGAGUCUUCAGUCCCGGGGCCACCACCCCAGCCUUCCAUCUGGGCAGUUCCAGGAGCUGUGAUUUCCACAGGAAGUGCUGUGACCAUCUUCUGUAGAACCCCUCCAGGCAUGUCCAGAGUGUGUCUAAGCCAUUUUGAACCCAAUGGAACGUGGUUUGAUUGCACCCCACAGGGAGCCCAGGAGGUGUGUGAAUUCAGUCUGCAGAAUAUGACACACAGCAAUGCUGGGAUUUACUACUGUAGCUACUCCAAGGGAGGUCUAUGGUCACAAAUUGGUGACAAACUGGAGCUGGUGGUGACAGGUGUUUAUAAGAUGAAGCCAUCUCUUACUGUUGACUCAGGACCUCAGGGAUUCUCAGAAAUUGGUGCAACUCUCCUCUGUCACACACAUGAUUCCUUUAAUAUCUUCAUCUUCUGCAGAGAUGGAAAUGCUUCCUUUCCCCAGAACUGCUCACAGCAGGACCACAACACAUUCCCCAUCUCCCCUGUGAGCCUGGAGCACAUGAGGACCUACAGAUGCUUUGGCUCUAACAAACAAAAUUCCUACUUGUGGUCACUGCCUAGUGAACCCCUUGAGUCUUCAGUCCCGGGGCCACCACCCCGGCCUUCCCUCUGGGCAGUUCCAGGAGCUGUGAUUUCCACAGGCAGUGCCGUGACCAUCUUCUGUAGAACCCCUCCAGGAGUGACCAGAGUGCGUCUAAGCCAUUUUGUACCCAAUGGAAAGUGGUUUGAUUGCACCCCACAGGGAGCCCAGGAGGUGUUUGAAUUCAGUCUGCAGAAUAUGAUACACAGCAAUGCUGGGAUUUACUACUGUGACUACUCCAAGAGAGGUCUAUGGUCACAAAUUAGUGACAAACUGGAGCUGGUGGUGACAGGUGUUUACAAGGUGAAGCCAUCCCUUACUGUUGAUUCAGGAUCUCAAGGAUUCUCAGAAAUUAACUCAACUCUCCUCUGUCAUACACAUGAUUCCUUUAAUAUCUUCAUCCUCUGCAGAGGUGGAAAUGCUUCCUUUCCCCAGAACUGCUCACAGCAGGACCACAACACAUUCCUCAUCUCCCCUGUGAGCCUGGAGCACAUGAGGACCUACAGAUGCUUUGGCUCUCACAAACAAAAUUCCUACUUGUGGUCACUGCCUAGUGACCCCCUUGAGUCUUCAGUCCCGGGUUCAUCUGUUCCCAUUGUGGUUGGGGUCUCUGUUGCUGCUGUCUGCUUAUUCCUGUUCCUCCUCCUUCUCUUCAUCUGCCUCUGCUGCCGUUGUGCCAAAUGCAGGGCUUCUAAUGGUAAGACAAGGAGCCACGUGAAAUAUAAGAGCUCCAGCACAGCCAUGGACAUCGAGGAGAAACAUAAAUAUGGUGACUUGGAGGGUAUUGAGCCCCAGGACUGUAGGAAAGUGGAUGCACAGGUGACUGCAGCAGAAAACUCACAGGAGGUGACUUAUGCCCAACUAUGCCAAGAAAACUUCAGGAAGAACAUGAAUCCGCUUCCCUCCAAUACUCCUCAGGGCACAUCUACACAUGCUUGUGUGUAUGCCACCCUCACAUUAUCACGAGAGGAGAUGUACAAGGAUUCUCUAUUCUCUACACCCUUGUCAACCCUUUGUUUACCUCUUCUCUUUGGUGAUGGACAUCAUAACAGAACCAUGUCUCCAGCUCUGCCUACUUUCUUCUGUCUUGGGCUGUGUGUACUACAAGUGAUCCAAGCACAGAGUGGCUCAUUCCCUAAGCCUUCACUCCAGGCUCAUCCCAGUUCCCUGGUGGCCCUGGAGCAGUCAGUUACUCUGCGGUGCCAGGGGCCUCGGGUCGUGGAUUUAUAUCGAAUAGAGAAACUGAAAUCCAAGAAGUAUGAAAAUCAAGACUUUGUCCUCAUCCCCCACAUGAAAAUAAACAAUGCUGGACACUACCGUUGCUCGUAUCAGAAUGGGAGUGAAUGGUCUCCCCCAAGUGAUCACCUUGAGCUAAUUGCUACAGGCGUUUACAGUAAGCCUUCACUCUCAGCUCAUCCCAGCUCAGCAGUCCCUCCAGGCAGGGACGUGACACUGAAGUGCCAGACCCCACAAAAUUUUGAUCAAUUUGUUCUAUACAAAGAGGGGGAUACUGGGCAGUACAAGGGAACCAAAAAUUGGGAUGGGGCUGAUUUCCCCAUCACCAAAGUGACUGCUGCUCACAGUGGGACUUACCAGUGUUACAGCUUUUCCAGCUCAUCUCCAUACCUGUGGUCAGCCCCUAGUGACCCCCUGGUGCUUGUGGUUACAGGACCCUCUGCCACUCCAUCUCCCACAACAGGUGAGUUCAAACUCUUAGAAGCCUCCAAGAGACCUUCUGUCUUACCCACAACCAAGCUAUCUACAACUGAGAAGUCUAUGAAUAUCACUUUCUCUCCAGAGGGAUCAAGCCCUCCCUUUGGUUUUUCCCACCAGCACAAUGUCAAGGGGAAUCUGGUCCGGAUAUGCGUUGGUGCCAUGAUUAUAGUAUUCCUGGUGGGGCUCCUGGCAGAGCAUUGGCACAGUCGGAAAAAAUGCCUGCCACAUAGGAUCAGAGCUGUGCAAAGGCCACUCCCACCACUCCCACUGACCUAG